UCUGCCUCUCUCAUUGUUGAAUGGUCAGGAGGUGUGUGAAUGUGUUCAUCUUUGCUGAGGAGGGGCUGUAUGCGUGCAGAAGUGUGUGUGAGUGUGUAUUUGUGUGCGUGUGUGUGCACCUGUGCGUUAAACCAGCAUUGUUCCUCAUAGAGGGAAAGCUGUGCCGCGCUGUUUGGAAAAUCCAAGGUCAUUGGAGCCCGGUCACAUGCGCCGUAUGAGAGCGUGCAUGUGUGAUUGAGUGUCUGUGAGAGCGUGUGUGUCUCUCUCUCUGGCUAUGUGACAGAGAAAGAGGCUUCAGGCAAAAAACAGAGAAUUUCAUCAGGUUUUCCAUCAAUGUACGGUGUUUGUGGAUGCUGUGGGGCCCUGAGACCCCGUUACAAGAGGCUGGUGGAUAACAUCUUUCCUGAAGACCCUGAGGACGGUUUGGUGAAAGCUAACAUGGAGAAGCUUACUUUUUACGCCUUGUCUGCUCCGGAGAAACUAGACCGUAUCGGUGCCUACCUGUCAGAGAGACUAUCCAGAGACGUUGCCCGGCAUAGAUAUGGGUAUGUUUGUAUUGCUAUGGAGGCCUUGGACCAGCUACUGAUGGCCUGUCACUGUCAGAGCAUAAACCUUUUUGUAGAGAGUUUCCUUACUAUGGUGCGCAAGCUGCUGGAGGCAGACAAACCCAAUUUACAGAUCCUGGGCACUAACUCAUUUGUGAAGUUUGCGAACAUAGAGGAGGACACGGCGUCAUACCAUCGCAGCUACGAUUUCUUCGUCUCACGCUUCAGUGAGAUGUGCCACUCCAGUUAUGAGGAUCCAGAUAUUCGCACAAAGAUUCGUAUGGCAGGGAUCAGGGGUCUUCAGGGGGUGGUGAGGAAAACUGUCAAUGAUGAGCUGCAGGCAAAUAUUUGGGACCCUCAACACAUGGACAAAAUCGUGCCAUCCCUUUUGUUCAACCUCCAACAGGAAGAAGGCAUAGAGAGGUCUCCUUCCCCAGAGACAGAGAAGGAGAAGGAGAGUCCAGUGGAGCUGACAGAGAGAUGUUUUCGAGAGCUGUUAGGACGAGCGGCCUACGGCAACAUCAAGAAUGCUGUGAAACCUGUGCUCAUGCACCUUGAUAACCAUUCACUCUGGGAGAGCAAAACAUUUGCAGUCCGCUGUUUUAAAAUCAUUAUGUACUCCAUUCAGUCCCAACACUCACAUCUGGUGAUUCAGCAGCUAUUGGGCCACUUGGAUGCCAACAGUAAAAAUUCAGCCCGAGUGCGUGCUGGGAUAGUGGAGGUGAUCUCAGAGGCAGCUGUCAUAGAGGCCAGUGGAUCCAUAGGGCCCACAGUACUGGAAGUGUUUAAUACUCUACUGAAGCAGCUCAGACUCAGCGUGGACUACGAGCUUACAGGAUCCUAUGACUCCUUUGCAAAUAUGGGCUCCAAGGUCAUUAAAGUACAUGAGGAGAGACAACUCCAAGAAGCCGUCAUCAAAACUAUUGGCUCAUUUGCAAACACACUGCCCACCUACCAACGCUCCGAAGUCAUGCUGUUCAUCAUUGGUAAAAUUCCUGUGCCAGGCAUGUAUCCGGCUUUGGGGUCGGCCAACACCGGGGUUGAGGGCAGUAGGAUGAUCCAGAUUAUGCUGCUAAAGUCUCUGCUGCAGGUAACAGCAGGAUUCCAGUCUACAAACAUUUUGACAGCACUUCCCACCUCAUUCCUGGACCCGCUCUUGUCCUUUACGCUGAUGGAGGACGCAGAGAUCCGUCUACUCGUUCUUGACAUUCUCAUCAGCAUCAUUGAUCGCCAUGACAACCGGCACAAAUUCUCCCCUGUCAGAAUUAUCUCAGAUAUCUCAGUACUGAAGUUGAAAGUAGACAAGUGUUCGAGGCAGGAUAACCUGUUCAUGAAGAAACACAGCCAGAGGCUGUACCGCCACAUUUACCUGACCUGCAAAGAGGAGAGCAGUGCCCAGCGGCACUUUGAGUCUCUUUAUACGCUGCUGGGGUUGAUCUGUGUGGAGCUGGCCAAUGAGGAGGUAGUGGUGGACCUGAUCCGACUGGCUUUGGCAUUACAGGACCUGGCCUUGACUGAAGAGGCUCUUCCUGUAUAUACCCGCUGUGCCAUCCACGCUCUGUCAGCUGCAUACCUGAACCUCAUCAGUCAGCUGACCACUGUGCCCACCUUCUGUCAACAUGUCCAUGAGGUGAUUGAGUCAAGAAAGAAAUGUAUUCCUUUCCUGCUGCCAGAGGAUGUUCUUGUUGAGAGCUCAAAGAUUCCAGAGAAGCUGGAGAAGGUGGAGGGAGAGGUGCUAUUCGUGCAGGCUAAGAUAGCAGAGAUGCUGGGCGGCAGCGGAUACAACACAGAGAGACUGGCCACUCCAUACAUCCCACAGAUCACAGAUGAAGACAGACUGUCCAAGAGGAAGAGUAUUGGAGACACUGUCUCUCUGCAAUUAGAGAUGGAGUCCAGAAACAGUCCAGAGAAAGAGCAGAGAUCCACAGCAGAGCAAAUAACAUUUGAAACUCUUAAACAAGCCAUUGUAGACAGCGUGAAUGUAGAGGAGCUGGAGAGAGAGCGCAGAAGGCAGGUGGUGGAGAGGUUUCAGACCGCCCCAUUUGAGGAGAUAGCAGCCCACUGUGGAGCCAGGGCUUCCCUGCUGCAGAGUAAACUCAACCAAAUCUUCGAAAUCACAAUCAGGCCUCCACCGAGUCCGUCUGGCUCUGUCGGGAACGGUCACGGCCGGAGCCGCUCCGUACCAGUCUAUGAAAUGAAGUUUCCAGACCUCUGUGUAUACUGAUAGACCCAGGAGCCUUAGUCACCACAUACAGCUGUUUUCAUCCCACUAUUAUCAAUGUCCAGGUGUAACUCUAUUUCUUCUAAACUGUGUUCUCUAGUGUAAUAUUGAACUUUAGAUAAGGAUUAUGGCUGUACUUCAUCCUGAUGUCUAUUUACGGAAACAAAGACAAACAAACCAAGAGAAUAUACCAUAUGUUGGUUAAUUAUGCACUUAAAAUCUUAGUCUAGGCUAAAAAGGACAGAAUUUAUCGACAAAUGAUCGUAUCUUGUCUGAAUGAGGUUUUCUUGUUUAGGUUACUGUGUAAGUGUGCAGUCUGUUGUUCAAAGCAAGUGAUUGGUUUUCUUGUACAACUAAAGAGUAAAGCUGCCUUAAAUUUUGUAUCUUAAGUUAAGAACAUAUGUCCAAGAAUGUCCCAGACGUGUUUCCAUGUGUGGAUAUGGAGAGUUUAACUAAAUACAAGCUUUGUUUGCAUGUUUAAACCGUCUCUACAUGCUGCAAUAACAGUUGUAUUUAAAGCAAUAAUUAUUGAACUUACAAAUAAAAACUCGUGGUUAGAAGCUGUGGAAAACAUACAGUAAAUACUAAGUUUCUAGUUCAACUCAAUGCAGUAUUCCAAUCAGAACUGCUGGCUUAAAGGAUUAGGUCGCUUUAAGAAUAAAAAUUUCCUGAGAAUUUACUCACCCCAGUGUCAUCCAGGAUCUUCAUGUCUUUCUUUCUUCAGUCGAAAAGAAAUUAAGUUUUUGAGUUAAACAUUCUAGUAGUUUUCUCCAUAUAGUGGACUUCAGUGGGGAUCAGCGGGUUGAAGGUCCAAGUUGCAGUUUCAAUGCAAGGCGCUACACAAUCCUAGCCAAGGAAUAAGGGUCUUAUCUAGCGAAACGAUUAGUCAUUUUCUAAAAAAAAUUAAAAUUGAUGUACUUUUUAAGCACCAAUUCUUGUCUAGCACUAGCUCUGUGACUUCACUCAUUAUGUAAUCACGUUGGAAAGGUCACACAAAAUGUCUUUGUAUUUUGGUUCAAAAAGGUAGGGUACAUCAGAAAAACUUAAUUUCAUUUCUCCUCCAACUUAAAAAUCACCCAACACCGUUGUUUUAUCUUAAGGGUGUUUGAUGUUCUUUGCACGUUUGCUUUGUAAACACUGCAGUACUUCCACCUGUAACUGCGUAAUGCGGGAAGUGUUUUAUUUUUGCAUUUGUGGUUAAAAAGUAAACAUGUAUAUAUUAUGUAUAUAACAUGUAUAAAAGACGAGUUCAUGAUGUUUGUACUUAAUAGAUUUGGCUGCUUUUAGCCUCAUUCUGGAGCCUUAUUAAAGUCCACUAUAUGGAGACAAUCCCGGAAUGUUUUCCUUAAAAACCUUUUUUUUUUUUUGACUGAAGAAAGAAAGACAUGAACAUCUUGGAUGACAUGGGGGUGAGUAAAUUAUUAGGAAAUUGUAUUCUGGAAGUGAACUAAUCCUGUAAUGACGCUGUGUGUAAGAAAGUGAAUGUGUUGCAUUCACAUAGUAAAGUCAGACUUGUAUCAUUACACUUAAUACUCUUAUCGAUGCAGUUUCAUACGUGAAGGGUUUUCAUUAGCAUAAUGUUUGCUUGAUUGCAUACAUUGUUUAUUUUCUCAACCAGAGUGAAUUGGUGUAAUCAUUACCAAAAUUAGUAAAAUUUCACGGGUAAAAAAGGUCCAUUGUCUACUGUCAAUGGUGUUGCGAUGUUAAAGCACAGUACACACAGAAAUCACUUUCAAACCAUGCAGCUUUCUGUGAAUUUGCAUGACCAGUUUGAACCCAUUUCCAAAUCUGCUUGGGGAAAUUCCUGCUUGUGUGUAUUCCUAUUGAAAUUGCGGUAUUUUUCUCUGUAUUCACUUUCUAAACCAAGCAGCUUUCUGUUGGUCAACACAUGGCACCUCACAGGAAUCUCUCAAUCACAUGGAUUCCUGUUGAGAUGAUGCCAUUUUGUCUGAAAAUGUGACCACACCUUUACAGACCCCUUCUUUUAGGGUCUAAAGGGAUCAAUUAUCUACCUUUUUUUUGCCAUAAUUUGUUUCACUUGUCACUUGUACAGUGAAAAAAUCCUUUAUUUUACUUAAAUAUGUAAAUAAUUUCAGGUUUACAUCAAAAUUUUGUUGUUCUGGAUUUAAACGCAGCACUUUAAAGCUCACUGUUUAAAUGUGGUGUAUGCUGAAAAAUGUACUUCAUGUUGUGCGUUAAUUUCAUCUUGAUGUGUUUUUGUCUAAAAUUUUAUGGUGUGUUAUUUGUUGUCAUAUUGUUCCAGUUCCACAUAAAAACAUGGACGUUUGCCAUGUUAGUUUUUUUAGCUCAUGGUUGUUGUAUUUUAUUUUAUAAUCAUCUUUGGUGAUACCUUGAAUUUAUUUGCAAGCGUAACAAACAAGCGAGUUUUAUCUUCUCUGUCAAUAUGGCUGUGAUUUUCAUCUGAUGGAAUAUUUAAGACUGCUUACAUGUGAGGUGAUUUUGCAUGUAUGAAAUAUCAGCGUUUAGUCUUUCCUUGUCAGCUGCUGCUGCAUGCACUGGGUGUUUUGUCUGUGCUUUUACCAUUUUUCAUUUCACUGAGAUCAUUACAACACUGUGGACCGUAAUUAGUCAACUUAGUUCCUGUUAUGUGUUUAGAGACUCUCACAGCAAAAGGAUGAGACUUCAGAACUGCGUUCUGUGAAUGUUUGCCUACAAGUGAUGUACAUAUGUGGUGUGAAUAAUACGAAUAUCAAUUAAAGACUAAUUUUAUGAAUUCAAAGGCUGACCUGUGUUUAUAGCUUUAUUGGCAACUGCACAUAUGUCUGAAUGAGUCUAAUGUGUGCUAGUUUCUCAGAAAUGAACCAUUUUGUUCUUUCCUGCUUGAAACAAUCGUUUUAUAUCACAUUUUGUAAAUUUACAGUAUAAUACAUUUCAAUAAAUAAUCUAAAAAUGCUGUUUCUUUAGCCUCUAAUCCAGUAAUCACCACAGCAUUUCUAUGUACAGAAUUCAGAAUUUAUUGUUGAAUACAAUGUGAAUAAACUCUAAGCGUCAAGAAUUAAGUGCUACUUGUAACACCACCCACCCUCUUUUUUUUGUUGACUAUGCAUGAUAAGUUUGCUGGGAAGAAAGUAUAUUAAAAACAAUCCCAUUAACCUCCCCUCACUGGUCCUUCUUCUGGUGCUCUUUGUUUAUGACGUUUUUGAAGAGUGUGAGAAGGGGUUUCUGACUACGUUCGUCCCAGGACUUCAUAAA
This is a messenger RNA of Labeo rohita (rohu), 5979 nucleotides long. It is a transcript of the gene efr3ba, whose product is annotated as EFR3 homolog Ba (S. cerevisiae). Gene Ontology annotation, biological process: protein localization to plasma membrane. The transcript has 22 exons. Bases 334 to 2769 code for a protein of 811 amino acids. The record is from RefSeq and is a predicted model, not a curated record. NCBI's taxonomy places the organism in Eukaryota, Metazoa, Chordata, Actinopteri, Cypriniformes, Cyprinidae. Gene Ontology annotation, cellular component: plasma membrane.